This is a messenger RNA of Bursaphelenchus xylophilus (pine wood nematode), 1704 nucleotides long. NCBI's taxonomy places the organism in Eukaryota, Metazoa, Nematoda, Chromadorea, Rhabditida, Aphelenchoididae. The record is from the annotation of a GenBank genome assembly.
AUGAGGCUGGGCACUGGUCUGCUCGGUCUGUAUUCUCGCACCUCAACCAUGAAAUUCUUCACCGUCGAUGCAUUCACAAGUCAAGUUUUCCGCGGAAAUUCGGCUGCCGUCGUGAUUGAGGUGGGUGAGACUCACUUUCACUCGUCUGGAAGUUUUGAAAUAUGGAUAUCAGAGAUCAAAGCUGGUUUUUAUUGAGGGAGUUGAAGAAAGAUCGCAUGGAAACUUUAGAGUUUCAUUUGGGGGAUAUUAUAAAGAAACCUUCGGAGGAAAAUUGAUGUCGUAAUUGUAGUGUAUGUCUUCGGAUAAUGUUUAACACAUUCAUGAUUAGAUUUAGAGGCUUCAAUGUAACAGCAAAAACAAAUAAAUAAUGCCACUAUGAUGUCAUUCAGUAAAUUUGAAAUCGUUUAGAGGAAUGACAUUCCUGAUGCGAUCAAACAAAAGUUGGCUGCAGAGUUCAAUGUUUCCGAGACGGCGUUCCCUCUUCCCUUAAACGACAAGACGUUCGAAGAAGGUGACUCAGCGAUCUUGACAUUGCUAUCAUUGUAUUUCCUAAUCUUACCAUGUCUUAUUUCAGCGGACCAAUUCUCUUUACGAUGGUUUACUCCAACCAAUGAGGUACCCCUCUGUGGUCACGCUACCCUCGCAACGUCACAUGUAAUCUUUAAUGAACUCGGUAUGUGACAUUUUGAAUGAGGUCGAGGUGAGGAUAAUUUGUAGGUAAUCGAAAUGACGAAAUCCAUUUCCAAACUCAAUCCGGAACUUUGUCUGUAGCUAAGAAAGAAGGCCAACUAUGCAUGGUAAUGCCCAAUUAUGAGGCUUUUAACCUGGAUUCCGUGGAAGCCGCAUUGAGUAAGGAGUUCAGACAGGUAGGGUUACUGUAACUUCGGAUUUUUAAACUAAAUUUAAACAAAAAUAAUUUUGACUGCAUAGAUUAGUGAUUACUUAAUGGUUAAAUACUGAUGACCUAAUCUCCUCUCGACUUUCAGAUGACGGACUUGAACCAGAUCGGGCGUCAAGCUGCUGAAGUAAGCGAUUAACCGGUCUUUUCUAAAAAUCUUUGUUGAUUGUAAUAUGACUCUUCUUUUCUUCCAGCGCAUUGUUCCGCUCGAUGUUAUCCAGCAACUCGCUUAUAAUCCGGAUUCGAAAAAACUUGUGAUUGCGUUGCGGGAUUCGGUUACGUAGUAAGUAUCAGCGGUGAUAUAAUGUGUUUUGUCACAAAAAGAAGACGUUCACUUUUAGCGAGGAAUUCAUCAAGUACAAACCACAAAAUAUACAAGACGUAGACCCUGAGGGGUUAUUCUGUAGAGGUGUAAUGAUUACAUUCUCUCCGAAAGACCCACAGAAACAAGGCUUCCCUAUGGCCGACUAUGUCCUCAGAUAUUUCUCCCCUUGGAAUGGGAUUCCAGAAGAUCCGGCAACAGGCUCAGCACAGUGUGUUGCGGCCCCCUUCUGGGCUAAGAUAAUUGGACGCCAAACUUUGAAAGGUAUAUGAGGACCUGAGGGCCGGGGGAAUUAAUUAACGGUGUUUCGCUGCCUUUCUUAAAUGUGUAAUUAAGCCGGCGCCCGCUUAUUGUUCACUUUACAGCACUGCAAUGCUAUCCAUCGCGUGGUGCCGAGUUCGAGGCCGCCGUCCACGAGAAACGGAUCGAGUUGCGUGGUCAAGCAGUGACUGUGAUGCAGGGCCAACUCCGCGCUCUCCAAUGA